This is a messenger RNA of Cynoglossus semilaevis (tongue sole), 1932 nucleotides long. It is a transcript of the gene nxph2a, whose product is annotated as neurexophilin 2a. NCBI's taxonomy places the organism in Eukaryota, Metazoa, Chordata, Actinopteri, Pleuronectiformes, Cynoglossidae. The transcript has a single exon. The annotation marks the transcript as partial. Gene Ontology annotation, molecular function: signaling receptor binding. The record is from RefSeq and is a predicted model, not a curated record.
UAUUUGCAGAACAGCGAGGACUCGUGGGACUGGUUAUCAAACCACACAGACAUUCAGGGAGCACAGGCCCGAACCAAACGGAGGCCCAUCGUCAAGACUGGGAAGUUCAAAAAGAUGUUCGGGUGGGGGGAUUUCCACUCCAACAUCAAGACUUUGAAACUCAACCUGCUGAUCACGGGGAAGAUCGUGGACCACGGGAACGGAACCUUCAGCGUGUAUUUCCGCCACAACUCCACGGGCCUGGGCAACGUGUCGGUCAGUCUGGUGCCGCCCUCCAAGGUCGUGGAGUUUGAGAUGGCGCAACAGUCCGCGCUGCCGGAGACCAAAGACACCAAAUCGUUCAACUGCCGCAUCGAGUACGAGAAAACGGACCGCAACAAGAAGACGGGCGUUUGCACCUUUGAACCGACCAAGACGUGCUACCACGAGCUGACGCAGAGCCACGUGUCCUGGCUCUGCUCCAAACCUUUCAAAGUCAUUUGCAUCUACAUCGCCUUCUACAGCAUAGACUAUAAACUGGUGCAGAAGGUUUGCCCCGACUACAACUACCACAGCGACACACCCUACUCCUCCACUGGAUGACCCUGAGGUCGUCGGGUUAGGCACAGGUCGUGCCCACGUCAACCCCCGUGUUUCCCUCGUCCUCAAAAAAAAAAAAAAGUCCUGCAACAUCUUCAAAACUGACAAGUGGCACAAGAAGGAGAAGGGGCUGAAAAUGACCUGAAGUCAGAUGUUCAGUUUAAAAACAUUUCCAGUUUUAUCGUCUCCGUCAGAGUCGACUUUUAUUUGAUCAACUUUUCAACACCUAAAAAAACGGAACCAAACUCGAAUGGAAACCUGUUGAAAAUACUGAAGCCAGGAAUCAGGUUUUGGUUUUAAAAGUCUGAAUAUUAGGAUAUUAGAGGCUAAAAAUAAAUAAAUAACCCCCCCCCCCCCCCCCUGACACCCCCCCCCAAUCAUCUACAAACUGCCCUUACAGCUAUUGGACUAAUGAGAAUUCAAGUUAUAAAAUAAACUAAAAAUCCAGUUUCACUCUUCCAUGAAAAGCAUGUUGUUAAAGUACAUUCAACUUUUUUCCUGUGUUCUCCCGUGAUGGGCUCUAGCGCCCCCUAGGGGAGUUGCACAUUCAAUUUUUAAACCACCUUUCUUCUUCAAUGAGAUUUUUCCACAAAACUAAAAAAAAAACAACCAACAUGAGUUAAAGACGUGGGUCGUGACCUGGAGGUGGCCCCAGAGAGCAGACUUUCUCUUAGAACUUCUGGACCUGCUCACCUGUCACUCACAGUUCAGUCAUUGAACCCUGAGUCAGUCCCACUGACAGCACCAUGAUCUCUCUGACCAACACUUCAGUCCAGAGGGGUCGUCAACAGAGAGUCUCCUCGUCUCCAUCCAACAGUUAGAGUAUUACAGUACUCCUGAUCAAGGUACAAUACUCCAGACAUUUGAGUCUGUUCUGUUGAAAAGACGUGGAACAUGUCGUCACCACGAUCUUCUCUCCACGCUGUGACUCAGCAGAAGUCUGAGUGAAAUUCAACAGAUUUUAGCCAUAAAAAAUAAUGAUAUCUUUCAGUUAAGUCUAAGCCCAAAGUCUGUGAUCAUAAGAAGGGCAGCCCAACUCCAGGGGGCACUGAUGAGUCAAACACACAGAGUCAACUCGUUAGAGAAUUAACAGAGCGUUAAAACAAUAAACAAGUGAAACCACAGAACUGGACAAACGUGUGAAGAGACUCUGAAAAAUCAGACGACUUUUUUAACGUACGUCUGUCUUAGAACUUUCUGACCGUACUGUACGUCUGUCUUAGAACUUUCUGACCGUACUGUACGUCUAAUGGACGACUUCAUCGGGUUCACACCACAAACCGUACCAGACGUGCGUUUAUUGGAAAAACAGUCCGAACUCUAACGUCUCUGUUUUCACCCCCACGUCUGAGG